Molecule: messenger RNA, 2990 nt
Organism: Blepharisma stoltei
Lineage: Eukaryota; Ciliophora; Heterotrichea; Heterotrichida; Blepharismidae
Source: the annotation of a GenBank genome assembly
AUGAAGCCUGGAGAGGAUUUCGCCGGCAGCUUUUAUAGCAGUCUCAGAUCAAUUGUAACCUUGACUGACAACCUCAGAGACGCUGGGCUGCAGAAGUAUAUUCGUCUCCCUCGCAUUGUGACACUUGGAAUUCAGAGCAGUGGGAAGAGCUCGGUGCUAGAGUCUAUAGUAGGCUUGAAUUUUCUACCGAGAAGUGAAGGCAUAUGUACGAGAUGUCCGCUUGAGCUGAGGCUGGUACAUACUGAAAAUGAAACAAAGCCAUGGGCUGAAUUUGAUGGAGUGCAGGAAAAGUUCACUGAUUUUGGAAAAGUGAAAGAUAUGAUCCUGACGAUGACUGAAAAGAAAGCAGGGAGAAAUAAAGGAAUUGUGGAUGAUCCUAUUGUAUUGACUAUUCAUUCUAGCACUUGUCCUGAUUUAACACUUAUUGACUUGCCGGGAAUCACUAGAAUACCGCUUGCUGGAAGUGACCAUCCGCCUGAUAUUGAAAGAAUUACUAAUUCCCAAUUCCAUUAACCAGAAAAAAGAUUUUAUCAAUCACGGGAUAGGCUUAUUUUUUUAGAGUAAUUAUAUACCAAAAUAAAUUUAUUCUUUUGGGAUGCAAGCUAAAUAAUAUUGGAAUAUCAAUUAUAUUAAAAUAUCUUUUUCGAGCACUCACAGGGUCAAUCUUUUCCAAAGAAUAGGGAAUUUUCGAAAUAUUUUACGCUCAUAGAGGUGGUGUAAGGAGAUGUGCUUCAGAUAUAUUUCUGAUCCAAGAACAAUUAUAUUAUGUUUAUGUCCAGCGAAUACUGAUUUAAGUACUUCUGAGUCUUUGCUGAUGGCUAAGAAAGUUGAUAAGGCUGGCAUUAGAACUAUUGGAGUCAUUACAAAAAUUGAUAUUAUGGACAGAGGGACAAAUGCAAAAAAAAUCCUUCUUGGAGAAGAAAUACCUUUAAGGCUUGGCUAUGUAGGAGUCUUAGUCUUAAUUAAUAUUAGAAAGUGUCUGCCGUUUUGAUUACGCAGUCACCAAAGACCCCUUUUUCGGGGUUCACCUGCUUUGCGGCGUAGUCCUAACAGCCAUAAAGACUGCCAAGAGGACAUACGUCUACUCCUUCCCACAGCGUGCUGCGGCUUAAGUGUUGAGUGGGCGAGCUAUGGACUUCUGCGGCUGCUGCUUGAGUUGACGAGAGUUGGCUUUCCGAAAUUCCAAAAAAUGGAAUUUCUGGUCACCUUUCGGCAAAAAGUGAAAUUCCAAGUCCUGGGACGUAACGCCCAGUUUCACGCUAGGUAGUUGCCCGAAAGGUCUAGGCAUUGCCUGUAGACUCCGCUGGGUUACCCUUUCCAAACCUAGACACCCUUUCCUCUCGGGAUAAAAUCUAUUCUGGUCGUUGGGCAUGGGCCAGGCUCUGCUCUGCAGAAUUGUUUACCAUGGCUUUUUGCCCAUUUCCUGAAUGGCAAAACCUUGCCGGAUAUAAUUAAAAUAUGAGUCGAGUAUGUAUGGCCGGGAGGCCAUACCCAGACGAAGACGCCAUAUUUUAAUUGGCUAUGUAGGAGUCAAAAAUAGAUCACAGGAAGAUAUUAAUAACAAUGUCAAGGUAGAAAAUGCAUUAAAUGAAGAAAAACAGUUUUUCGCCUCACACCCAGUUUACUCCACAAUCUCACAAGGCUACCUCGGGACUGAAGUUUUAACUCAAAAACUUACUCAUGUGAUGUUUAACCAUAUUAAAGGGUUUUUGCCUGAAAUUAUGAGGGAAACUAUGCAUAGAAUAAAAGAAUGCGACGACAAAUUGAAAGAACUUGGCCCAAGCACCCCUGAAGAGCCCCGCCAAAAGGUUCAGCUGCUUUGGAAUAUGGUCACCGAUUUUUGUGAAAUUUUCAAAAAUACUAUAAGAGGGAAAUAUGAUAGAAAGCUAUCAUCGAGGAUAACUAAAGAUUUAGCAGGAGGGGCUACAAUUAAGGGUUACUUUAAUUCCCUGCUCUCUGAAUUUUCAGGAAUAAAUUAUAAAGUGACUGAAUCAUAUACCAACGAAGAUAUUCAGCAUGCAAUGGCUUCUCAUGAAGGAGACAGUAUACCCGGCUUCCCAUCAGUUGAUGUAUUUAUUUUCUUACUUCAGCCUCAGCUAGAAAAACUACGAGAGCCCGUCCUUGACUGCUUAAUGAACGUCCACUCCUAUCUCGAACAGCUUGCCCACAAAUUAAUCGAAAGAAUUUUCUUCAGGUUCCCGUCGUUGUCUACAGAAAUUUCAGAUCUUGCUUCUCAUGUAUUAUUAAAAGAGCGCGAAGAGUGCAGAGAAAUAGUAGAGAAAAUGAUAGAUUCUGAAGAGACUUACGUGUUUACUAAUGAUCUUGAUUACUUAACAUCUAGAACUGACAUUGUGCCGAAGUCAGAUGGAAAACCAAAAAGCUCAGAAAAUUUGUUUGUAGAUGAAAUAAGAAACAGAAUUGACAGCUAUUUUCGGCUUGUCAUAAGGACUGUCAGGGAUAGCGUUCCUAAAGCUAUUGGGACGUUUUUGGUGAGGUCUGUAAUGGAUAAAAUGCAGAUGGAAUUAUAUGAAAGAAUAAAUAUGACUGAAUCAAUUAUCGCAAAAGUAAGCGAGCCUGCACAUAUUUCAGCUGAAAGAAGUAUGCUUAAGAACCAGCUGGAAACUUUGAGAAAAGCAGAGAAAAUUAUGAAGCAUGACCCUGAAUUAGCGAACCAGGCUGAUUCUUUUGCUGAAGAAAUCCGGAAGCAGGAUGAUGAGCUAAAGGCUGCUGCAGAAGAGAGGAAAAAGAGAGAAGAGGAGAAAAAGAAAAAAGAUGAGGAGAAAGCUAAAAAAGAAGAAGAGAAAGUAAGAAAAGAUGAAUUAGAUAGCCAAGAAAAAGCUAAAAGAACUGCUGAAGUAGUUAAACAAGAAGAAGUCUCAAAGCAGCCAGAAUUAGUUCCAUCGAAGACUGAUAGUGGCAAGUCUUCUUCAAGUUCUCUCUUCGGGGAUUUUAGGAGACCUACAAAGAAAACAGACCAAUCUCUAUUUUAA